CCCUUGCAGGUGUGUUUGCUGGAGUGAAGCUGUCACAGAGGGUGUGUGUGUGUGUGUGUGUGUAAGUGUGUGUGUCUACUCUCUGAGGGAUAUGAGCAGCACAGGAAAUACAUGGGGGGGGAGAGAGUAACACCUGCCUCAAUGACGCCUCCCCCAACCACCAACUCUGCCUCUGAUCUCAAUCUGUGUGUUUGAUCAGAGUUAACUCCCCAAACUGUUGUUCAACUGGGUCCUACGCUACGCCGUAACCAUGGGAACGGACUGUAGGAACAGACAGCCAAUAGAGUUGAUGACUUUGUUCUUCAGGGGGGAAUCACCGUUGACUACAUGACUUGUUGAAGUUGGUCUGAUUUUGACUUUUUGAAUUGAGGGCCGGUACGGUUUGUGAUCACACACAGCGAGUUUGUUUGUGUGUUUCCACGGUUACAUAGUUUGUUGAAGCCCUGUUUUUUCUUCUUCUUCUUCUUCUCUCCAGGCGUGGAAAAAGCGUUGGUUCAUCCUGCGUAGUGGUCGUAUGUCUGGUGACCCUGACGUCCUGGAGUACUAUAAGAACGACCGCUCUAAGAAGCCCAUCCGAAUCAUCGACCUGCAUUGCUGUGAGCAGGUGGACGCUGGGCUGACCUUCAAGAGGAAGGAGUUUCAGGAUAGCUUCGUGUUCGACAUCAAGACGUCAGAGCGUACCUUUUACCUGGUGGCAGAGACCGAGGAGGAGAUGAACAAGUGGGUUCGCUCCAUCUGUCAGCUGUGUGGCUUCAACCAGUCAGAGCAGAACAACCACGACGGGCGGUCCUCUACAGCUCAUAUGGGCCGUUCCCUGGCAGCUGACCUGUCCAGUUCCAGUUCCAGUUCCCCACUGACCAGAGAGCGUAAGUCGUCCGUUCCAGUCCACUCUUCCCAGCCCGUCCUGUUCACCUUCGACGUCCCGGUCCGUCACGGUGGGUCGCACAGUCACCACGGGGGCUCCCUGUCCAACAGCGUACCGCAGGACUAUCUUCUAUUGCAUCAGUGCAUGAGCAGGAAGACUGAGAGCGCACGGAGUGCCAGUUUCUCCCAGGUACAGCACAGUAGCAAUCUGUUUGUGGGCAGUGACUCGGCGGUGCAGAAGUUCUCCCAUGGUUUCUCUCACUGUCUGAACGGGAUGGGCGCCCAGCUGCAUGGCUUCUACAGUCUGCCCAAACCUGGCAAGCACCAACUGGCCUCUGCGGUCGGGCCCAGGUCCUCCACACGGCCAGACUCCCCCCAGGAGGGCUACGUGCUACCCAGGGGGUACAGCUCUGAGGGGCCCUCAGAUCAUAGUCGCCUGGGAGACAUGGAUCAGCAGGAGAAUGAGGAGCUGUACACCUUCAAGACGCCUUGCAACACCCUGGCCACCGGCAACGACCGUAACCACAGUAACGACCGACACAGCAAUGACCAUAACCACAGCAACGAGCGUAGCAACGACCGGCAGACUGACAACUACGACCUCCCGACCCCGCCCGGAUCGUUCUACCAGAUCCCCCGGACGUUCGAUAAGAACCACAACGUGACGCCGUCUGGCUCCGAGUCAUCUAGUGGACCCCCUCCACGGCCCCCCAAGCCCAGCCAGGGGUCAGAGAGCGGGGGCUGUCUGGGGUCACUGCAGAAUGGAGAGGUGACCACGACUGUGUCGGUUAUACCCAGGAGGAACACUCUGCCUGCCGUGGAGAACAGCAGGUUACAUCGAGGGUGUUCAUUUGAGACUAGCAGCCAUCACCGUCCGAUCUAUUUCAACAACCAAGGCCAAUCUGUGGAGUGUGUCAACGAUGGCUUCAGUUCUUACCUGAGAACAAAGGCCCCUCUGACACGUUCGGACAGUGGCGACUCGGAGGACAACUAUGUGCCUAUGAACCCAGGCUCAUCUCCCCUCAACGCCGCCCAGGCGGACAGCCCCAAAAAUAUCUACAUCCCCAUGAGCCCCGGGCCGCACCACUUUGACUUCCCAGGGUUCUCAGCCACACUACCUGCCCGGAAGGGAAGUACCGCCUCGCUGUGUCACCGACCGGGGAGGCUGAGUGACGUCACACCACCACCUAUAAAUCGCAACCUCAAACCCAACAGGAAAUCCAAGCCGACACCUCUGGAUCUGAGGAACAAUGGCAUCAUUGAUGAGCUCCCAUUUAAGAGUCCAAUCACCAUGUCCUGGACACGACCCAUGCCUAUGAACUCAGGUGGCAUGUCCUCCCAGCAUUGCAGACCCAUCUCCACCCAGAGUAUCACCAGCACUGACUCCGCAGACAGCGAGGAGAACUACGUAGCCAUGCAGAACCCAGCGUCUACCUCCCCAGCAGUGAGUGGUACCAGCAGCCCCGCCCCUAGGAAGUGUGGCAACGUGGACUACUUGGCUCUGGACUUCCAGCCGGGCUCCCCCAGUCCACACAGAAAGCCCUCUACGUCCUCGGUGACAUCUGAUGAGAAGGUGGAUUAUGUCCAGGUGGACAAGGAGAAGACGCAGGCCCUCCAGAACACCAUGCAGGAGUGGACAGACGUCCGACAGUCCACCGACCCCGCCCCUAAGACUGUAAAGUCCUGACAGUAACCAUGGGGAAGACACAGCACUCUGACCUUACCUCAUGUCAAGACAAGCAUCUCCUAUAGGAUGUUACACUGUUACUGACAGAAGUCAGUUUGAGGAGUGAAGGAGCAUUCAUGGUUGGCGGAGACACAGAUUACCUCUGUUGGACAGGCUAAAAUGACUUGAGGACUAAAAUGACUUGAGGACUAAAAUGACUUGAGGACUGAAAUGAGUUGAGGACUGAAAUGAGGACUAAAAUGAGUUGAGGACCGAAAUAAGGACCGAAAUGAGGACUGAAAUGAGUUGAGGACUGAAAUGAGGACUAAAAUGAGUUGAGGACUGAAAUGAGGACAAAAAUGAGUUGAGGACUAAAAUGAGUUGAGGACUGAAAUGAGUUGAGGACCGAAAUAAGGACCGAAAUGAGGACUGAAAUGAGUUGAGGACUGAAAUGCGGAUAUAAAUGAGUUGAGGACUGAAAUGAGGACUUGGCUCAAAAAGAGGAGACAAAAAGUCAACGCCUAGCUGUGUUCUGUGGUGAUCAUCAGUGCUGUGCAGCCAGCGCUUGAUGCAGACGGACAGAGACCCAACCUGAACCUGCCAAAGCUUUUCUUCCUAAAGAGACUGUUAAAGCUGGACUGGAGUGAACUUGCCUUCCCGAAUACUAACCUGUACAGUAACCUUUCUUCUAGAUUUUUUCUCUGACUCUGUCAAGCUUUGGGGAACAACUCUUCUAGUUCUUCUCUACGGCCAUUUUCACUGUAACAUAACCUUGAGUGUGUUUUCUUCCUGUUUAGCGGGUCAGCUAAUGUACAUAGCUGCUGUAAAACUAUUUGCUGCCAGUCAAACUGCUUACCACCCAACCAGUCAGUGGAAUUGUAUCAGGAAUGCAUAUUCUAUUACAGAUGCAGCCUCAUUUUGCUUGAUAGGACAUGGGGCGGCGGGGGGGGGCUCGUCAGGCUCGCUCUCCCUCCCAUUCUUUUCUGACUUCAAUCAACCAUUUUAGCUGAGCCUUGCAGAAGUGAAACAAGCGUAGAGGUUAUUUUCACUGCACUGCAGGCAUUAUUUUCAGCUUAGCCGUGCACGUCUGGUGUAGGAGACCAAAUAACAGCCUUACAAUAAAAUAUUCUCUCCAGGAGCCUUAAUGAGAA
Messenger RNA from Oncorhynchus nerka (sockeye salmon), 3681 nucleotides. RefSeq names its product GRB2-associated binding protein 2 (gene gab2). Gene Ontology annotation, biological process: signal transduction. The coding region runs from base 515 to 2551 and encodes 678 amino acids. The record is from RefSeq and is a predicted model, not a curated record. The transcript has 11 exons. Gene Ontology annotation, molecular function: transmembrane receptor protein tyrosine kinase adaptor activity. Lineage: Eukaryota; Metazoa; Chordata; Actinopteri; Salmoniformes; Salmonidae. Gene Ontology annotation, cellular component: cytoplasm.